AUGCUAUCGGCAACUGGAGAGAACUUACAAGAUGAAAACCCAACGGUCAAGUUCGUGGUGAAAGUAGAGCAGGAUAAGCCUGAAAAAAAAUCCCGGAAAAGAAAACUGCGGCUUCCAUCGAUUAAAUGUCCUAGAUGCAGCCUGUGUAUAAGAAUUCCUAUUAUUAUGUUUACCAUCGCAGCAAUAUGCUUACUUGUAGCAGCAGCGUAUUAUAUGCUAGCAACUGGCGAGUCGACGCCUCUUCAGCAGGCAGUUAACGAGACAGCGAGUAAUAUGACGGAGGCUGGCGGUUCGGGGUAUAACCCACCGAAUAUUACCAUGCCGAAUAGUACCAUGCCGAAUAGUACCAUGCCAAAGGCCGACUAUAUACCAAAGGCUAACAAUAUACCGAAUAUUAACCUACCAAAGGCCGACUAUAUACCAAAGGCUAACGAUAUACCGAAUAUUAACAUACCAAAGGCUAAUAUGUCGAACAUUAACAUACCAAAGGCUAACAAUAUGUCGAACAUUAACAUAACAAAGGCUAAUAUGUCGAACAUUAGCAUACCAAAGGCUAACAAUAUGUCGAACAUUAACAUAACAAAGGCUAAUAUGUCGAACAUUAGCAUACCAAAGGCUAAUAUACCGAAGGUUAACAUAACAAAGGCUAAUAUACCGAACAUUAACAUGUCGAAUAUUAACAUACCAAAGGCUAAUAUACCGAAGGCUAAUAUACCGAAGGUUAAAAUACCAAAGGCUAAUAUACCAAAGGCUAAUAUACCAAAGGCUAACAAUAUAACGAAGAUUAACAUGCCGAAGAUUAGCAUGCCGAAGAUUAGCAUACCAACGAUUAAUAUGUCGAGGAUUAACGAGACGGUGAAUAAUCUGCUGGGGGGUAAAAUGCCGAGUUUUAACGAGCCGACGUAUAAUAUGCCGGGGCUUGAGGGGAUAGUCGAUAUCGAUGAGUUUUUAAAUGAGGUUCAGGCAGUCUGA
This is a messenger RNA of Nematocida major, 972 nucleotides long. RefSeq lists its product as uncharacterized. The record is from RefSeq and is a predicted model, not a curated record. Lineage: Eukaryota; Fungi; Microsporidia. The transcript has a single exon. Bases 1 to 972 code for a protein of 323 amino acids.